Gloeophyllum trabeum ATCC 11539 is the source of this 1116-nucleotide messenger RNA. RefSeq names its product DUF6-domain-containing protein. Bases 1 to 1116 code for a protein of 371 amino acids. The transcript has 10 exons. Gene Ontology annotation, cellular component: membrane. Lineage: Eukaryota; Fungi; Basidiomycota; Agaricomycetes; Gloeophyllales; Gloeophyllaceae. The record is from RefSeq and is a predicted model, not a curated record.
AUGUCUCAACCAACGAAGCCCUACUCGUCUUCCGAGGACGUGACUCUCGUAGAUGAGGAGGAUGUACCUGGGGACGUGGGAGAUGCUAAGAUUCCCCGAUGGAGACGCGCGGUAUCUGGAAUCAAGGACUUCGUGGAUAGGAACACUGGAUUGCUGCUCGUGGCUUCGUCGCAAAUAUUCGGAGCCCUGCAGAACGUAUCUGUAAAGACUUUGAACAGCCUGGAUGAUCCCGUACCCACAUUAGAGCUUGUUAUAGUCCGCAUGUCCUUUACAUGGAUUUGCUGCAUAAUAUAUAUGCACCUUAGAGGCGUGCCUGACCCGUUUCUGGGGCCCAAGGGAGUGCGAGGUCUGCUUGUUUUGCGGGGAUUUUCCGGGUUCUUCGGGCUGUUCGGGACAUACUAUGCCUUGAAUUACUUAUCGCUGUCAGACGCCACAGUUCUGACCUUCUUAUCGCCCUUCACGACCGCUAUUGCGGGCGCAGUCCUUCUCAAAGAGAAAUUCACGCUGAAAGAAGCCCUCGCAGGCGUAUGCAGCUUCAUCGGAGUCGUGCUCAUAGCAAGGCCGGAGUUUCUGUUCGGUGCCGAGAUGGCGGCGCCAGACUCGGGGCAUGUCAUAGACGGCGCGCAUGUCAUUCAACCGUCUGCCAAAGGAACACCCGCACAGAGAUUGGGAGCUGUGGGUGUCGCUCUCCUGGGGGUACUUGGGGCGACCGGUGCAUACACGUCUAUACGUGCGAUAGGGAAGCGUGCUCAUGCGAUGCAUUCCAUGGUCGCGUUUUCUGCAUACUGCGUAGUCGCAGCCUCCAUCGGGUUGAUCGUGAAAGGAACACAUAUCGUAGUCCCCCGGCGUAUCGAAUGGCUUGGCCUUCUGCUGUUCAUCGGCUUCGUGGGGUUCACAGGGCAGAUUCUCAUGACCAAUGGGUUACAACGAGAGACCGCCGGGAGAGGCACCAUGGCUGUAUACACUCAGAUUAUCUAUGCUAUUGCUUUCGAGCGUAUAUUUUUCCACACGACACCCGCUCCGUUGUCGAUUGUCGGGACAGUGAUUAUCAUGACGUCGGCCAUUUACGUCGCGGUAAGCCAGAGGUCCAGACUCAUCAAUCUUGUCCAAGGCUGA